AUGAGGAUUUUCAUAGCCUUUGAGGGAUCUUUCGAACCCUUCGAUGUUGCAGCAGAUGUGACUGUAGAGGCUGUGAAGCUGAUGAUACAGGAUUAUUUCCACAUUCCCCUCUCUGAAGACAAACAAGGCAGGCGGUAUCUGGAACUGAUGUACGCUGGAGCUGCACUAAAGAACAGCUGGAGUCUUGCUGAUGUUGGAGUAUCUUUCUGUUCAACUCUCAAAUGCUUUCUUAAGGAAGAAGAAAAGCCUACUCUCUACGUGUUCAAUGCUGUAACCCAAGAGACAAUGGCAAUAAUGGAGAACAUUUCCCUUCUUGGUAAAAAAGUAUCUGAUCUGAGAACACUGGUCACUCUGAAAUGUGGCUUCCCUGUGAGUGUCUACUGUCUCCGGACCCCAGAGCGAGUAGAGAUGUAUGACUGCAACUCUCUCAGGGACUACCAGACUGACAUCGGCACCACACUUCGCUUGGACGUCUGGGAUGGAUGGAAGGAAUUUCUGAUGGGUUGUCUCCUCGGACAAAAACUGAAAGUCCAGCGCUACCUAUCAAAAGAAGGACCAGUACUCAAGUAUCAAAGAAGGGUAGCCCUGUACAUUGCUGCCUUUCACGGCCACAUCGAGCUCACUGAAUGGGCCCUGCAGCAGGGCGCGCGGCCCCACGAGGCGGUCGGUGUUCACCCCUAUCGAGCCUGGUGCCAUGAAGCCCUUCAUGCAGACGUCUCUAAAUGCCCCAUUCACGCAGCUGCAGAAGCAGGCCAGCUGCUGAUUCUGAAGGCCUUUGUCAACUGCAGUGUGCUGUGCCUGGAAUGCACAGAUGCAGCGGGACGCACUCCCCUGACCAUCGCAUCCAAACACAAGCACAAAGACUGUGUGUUCUAUCUGCUGAGUAAAAUGUGGUCCACGGUUUCUUUUCUGAAAAUCUCAGUCCCCAUGAGGAUUUACAUUAAAAUCAAACAAUGGAUCCUCAGAGCUCAGAGCCACAGCCUGCACAGCAGCCGGCUGUGCAGAGCAAGGGUCUUUGGGGCCAAAGUCGGAGACACUGUGAUGGUGGAUGGCUUCACCAAGCCCAAGAUGACCUCCAAGAGCUGGCAUCAGGCCGAGAACAAGGACUCCCGCAGCACCUUGCCCAAGCUCCCACUUCUCAUGGAACACACUGCAAGCAGGACACCUGUCAAUCCUUUGGCAAUUUCACAGCCGGACAUGAAAGAACAAACCCUCAAAUUUCCUCCACGGGUGGAUGCAAAUACAUCCUCUGUAUUACAAGAACGUCAGCAUCAAAAUCAGAAAAAAGUUAUUGCCACAGCCAGGAAAAAGGAGAAGCUCCUAAAAAAUACAUAUCUCCCCCAAGUGCCCCUCCCUCCAGUUUCCAGGGCGGGAUAUUCACACCCAUCGUUUUACUAUACCCCCAGCGCUGACUUUUUACGAAGGUCCUCCUUCGCAUCAUUCUCAGAGCACAGCGGGAGGACUCCAAGGGAGAAUGCAGUCUACUGCCUGGCCAUGGCGAGGUAA
Lepus europaeus (European hare) is the source of this 1506-nucleotide messenger RNA. RefSeq names its product ankyrin repeat and ubiquitin domain containing 1 (gene ANKUB1). The transcript has 5 exons. Gene Ontology annotation, molecular function: protein binding. Bases 1 to 1506 code for a protein of 501 amino acids. The record is from RefSeq and is a predicted model, not a curated record. NCBI's taxonomy places the organism in Eukaryota, Metazoa, Chordata, Mammalia, Lagomorpha, Leporidae.